Messenger RNA from Pochonia chlamydosporia 170, 774 nucleotides. RefSeq lists its product as hypothetical. The record is from RefSeq and is a predicted model, not a curated record. The transcript is spliced from 4 exons. The coding region runs from base 1 to 774 and encodes 257 amino acids. Lineage: Eukaryota; Fungi; Ascomycota; Sordariomycetes; Hypocreales; Clavicipitaceae.
AUGGCGCCAUUAACCCGCAAGAGAAAGCUGCUGAAGCAUGAUGAUAUUGAAGAAGUUGUUUUAGCAGACGACGAUUGCGAACACGAAGCCGCCACCCCGCUGCUACAGCGUUCAACGAGCGCGCAUUCACGGUCCAAGCAAGCACAGGACGAUGAUACAUCAAUUUCUCUUAUGUCGAGCUCGAUCAAAGUAGCUAAAAAGGGAGGGCAAAAUGCACAAGAUGUAAGACGCGAUGUGGAAGCACUGGCGGAAAAUGUGAAGGCAUUCAUCAAACAUGAGCUUUGCCAUGGAAUGUCUUCUAACCAGAUGCCAAACAUCAGAGAUUUGGUGGCCAAAAGCUUAGGAGACAAUGAAGCAUUUGUUUUGCCUGCCGCUGGCAACCCCCGCUUGGGACAGACGCCUGCAAUGACGAAUGCCUGUUAUGACAAAGCAAGAGCCCUCUUGGAUGAGCUUCGUAUGCUAACAAGCGACUAUGAAAGACUGAGCCAGCACGGGAGUGACAUCGAGACACCUACUUGGUCUCGAUGGGAGCAAGAUGGCGCAGAUUUGCAUUCGCUAAAUGCAAGUCUCAUGCGGCAUUCAAUCAAACUCGUUGAGAAAAACCUCAUACCGAACGGUGCCAGAGAUGGAGCAAAUGCAGUUAUGGAUGAUGUUGACCAGAUUGCAUUAGAACUGCUGGAGGAUUCGGGGCCUGCCAAGGGAGAAGAAACAUGGGGGGAUGUUGCCAAUAGCAUUUUACAAACCAUGUCUGAUGCUGCCGAAUUGCUUCCAUGA